Messenger RNA from Lachancea thermotolerans CBS 6340, 1914 nucleotides. RefSeq names its product Mrx1p (gene MRX1). The coding region runs from base 1 to 1914 and encodes 637 amino acids. Gene Ontology annotation, molecular function: protein binding. The transcript has a single exon. The record is from RefSeq and is a predicted model, not a curated record. NCBI's taxonomy places the organism in Eukaryota, Fungi, Ascomycota, Saccharomycetes, Saccharomycetales, Saccharomycetaceae.
AUGGUCAGAAAGGCAACGAUUGUAAACCUCACAACGUUUUUGAGAGGACUCCACGUUCAAGUGCCAAAUUGUGCAUCACAGUUGCGCGACAGGAUUACUCACUUCGAAAGGAAUCAUGAAGUUUUAAGAAAAUCACGAUCACAGCUCAAGAGAAUCGAGGAAAGGCGGCGGCUAGAUCUGAAAAACCUGAAUAAAACACCUUAUUCACAACAACAUGCUAGGCACGUCUUGAAACGCAAGUAUGAGGUACCAAGCGAAGACUUAGACUCUACAAAGCUUGGACCAACCAGCGAAUCUGACUUACGAUUUUUGAAGCUCACGCACGACAAAAGGCUACUUUAUACCAUCUUAGGUGUUACUGGAGAACAGUUAAGAGACUCAAAAUUAAUUGCAGCAGAUGUUUCUAAGUUUUUGUCUCGAAACCAGCUGGAAAAGGCCGUUUUUUUAGCUAGAUUAGCCAAAAGCCGAGGUGUUGUGGGGAUGAAUAAGGUUAUAGAGCAUUUCUGCCAGGUGAAACAGGAUGCUGGAUCUGCCAUUGAUAUGUAUAACUGGAGAAAAAAAUGGGAUAUUCCGCCCAAUGAGUUCACGCACACAAUACUCUUCGAUGGACUGGCCAACGUAAAGCAGCCUUUAAGCGAGAAACAGUCGCAAAGGGUGUUGAAGAUUGCGAAGCUACUACUAGAGCGCGAGGAAAUGAAUAUUGCUGGGUUCAACGCUUCCUUAAGCGCUCUGGCUAACAGCGUGAACGUUGAAUACGCUUUUGAGUUGUUCGAUGCUAGGAAGAAACAAAUUUCUCCAGACGCUAUUACAUACACAAUUUUGCUCCGAGCCCUUUCUUUAACUCAAGAUGAUAAGCUUUGCAUGGCAAGGUUGGACGCUGUAAUGGCAAGUGUACCGAGAAAAUUCCUAGAUGGAAGGGUAGUGUAUGAAUAUUGUCAUGUCCUGCAUAACCGAAAGGAUAGCAUGCUUUCUAAAAUGGCAAUUAAGGCUCUCGCAAAUUUCUUUGACAUCAAUAUACCACUUGAAAAGAUAAGCUUUCCAGCAGGAGUUAAUUUGCCCUCUCUGCAAUUUUGGGACGUUAAGCAGAGAUUCGAUUCAAACAAGUUCGUUGCGGAUCUAUUCUUUCAAAACUGUGAAAGGAAUAAGCUCUACGAAUUAGCAUGGGAGACUUACAAGGCAUGGAAUUCGGAAAACCCACGCCUUCUGGAGCUCCCGGUUCACGAGAGGAUGAUAAGAAUUGUCACGGCGGCUUUUCCAACCAAGUGCGCAGAAAUGGCAACGGAAGUAUUCAAAAAUGUGAACCUGCGUCAUCGCUCGGGCAAAAAUGGGAUGCUCUUGGUGUACAGGGCAUUUGAGAGACAAGCAGGCAAAAAGUUCAUUAAUGACAGUGAAUCCAACGUUGAUAAGCUAUUAACGCAGUUAUUUGACUUUUCAAUAGAACUCGAAGGAAAGCAUUGGAAAGAACUUGGAACGCGCGUUUUAAAUUGGAAAGCUUGGAUGUUUUGUUGGAACGUAGUCAAUAAGGCCAACGAAAGACGCAAAAUAAGCAACGAAAGGGCUAAGUGGAUUCUUGACCAGUAUCUGAGAACGAUAUUGACAGGGCAAACAAAUAGAGCAGGAAUACAGCAUGAAGACCAUGCGGGUCUAAGGCAUGUGGGCCUCGAAAGUGUCAGGUUCCUAAGCUCUUUCGCAGACCAUUUUAAGAUCAAAGGGGAGUCGGAACUGAACGACUUCGUCAGCGAGCACGAUCGCCAAUUCUUCCUCUACAGAAGGCUCUUGCUGAGAUUCAAGGAUAGGAUUCUGGAACAGGUCAAGAUCCUGGAGGGCAGGCCGGGCAGUGCUGAAAGCGUGGAAGAGUCCAUCAAACAGACGGCGGAAAAGCUACUGGCGACCAAGCUUCCAGACCAGGCUUAA